Molecule: messenger RNA, 1950 nt
Organism: Miniopterus natalensis
Lineage: Eukaryota; Metazoa; Chordata; Mammalia; Chiroptera; Miniopteridae
Gene: SDF4
Product: stromal cell derived factor 4
Biological process (GO): calcium-ion regulated exocytosis
Cellular component (GO): endoplasmic reticulum
Molecular function (GO): calcium ion binding
Source: RefSeq, a predicted model, not a curated record
CGUGGGGCCGCCCCCAGCAGGAGGGGCGUCUGGACCCGCCUUGAGCGCGGCCUGCACCCCCAGCUGCCUCCCUGGGCCGCCGGGUCCCUGCCGCCGCGUUCAGGGCGCACUUUUUCCCUGUGAACUCUCACCUGAGGGUCUUUUCCACGGACUUUCUGAGCGGAAGAGGGAGAGGGAAACGGCCACGUGAGGGGCACACCCGGGGGCUGCCUCCCGCAGGGCCCGACCGGGGCAGGGGGUCGAACCCGCAACCCGGGUACCUGUCCUUGACGGAGAAUUGAACCCGUGACUCCUCGGUGCGCCCGCGAUGCUCUGACCACGGCCCCGGCAGGGCCAGUGUAGGGUUUUGCCGGACGCCGGUGUCUUCAGGGUCCCGGGUGUCCCGCGUGGUGGUGCAGCUGGAGCGCCCGCCUGUGUCCUCGCUGUUUUGUCGAGGAUCAGGGCGCGGGGAUGGCGUGACUCGCUUCUGGCCACACUCGCAGGCCAUACCGCAAUCCGGACCCAGGGAGCCAUGGCGUCCAGGUGGACUCCCUGCAGUGCCAUGGCUCCUCUUUCCCUCUGGCUCCUGGGCGUCAUCCUUCUGAUGGGUGUGUCUGCCCGGCCUGCCAACCACUCGUCUUCCCGGGACAAAGCAGGCCACAGGGAGGACAGUGAGAUCCUGCCCCCGGACCACCUGAACGGGGUGAAGCUGGAGAUGGACGGGCACCUCAACAAGGACUUCCACCAGGAGGUCUUCCUGGGGAAGGACACGGGUGGGUUUGAGGAGGAUGCCGAGCCGCGGAAGAGCCGGAGGAAGCUGAUGGUCAUUUUCUCCAAGGUGGAUGUGAAUGCUGAUAGGAAGAUCAGUGCCAAGGAGAUGCAGCGCUGGAUCGUGGAGAAGACGGCCGAGCACUUCCAGGAGGCCGUGGAGGAGAGCAGGGUGCACUUCCGCACGGUGGACCCCGACGGCGAUGGCCGCGUGUCGUGGGACGAGUACAAGGUGAAGUUCUUGGUGAGCAGAGGUCACGACGAGAGGGAAGUUGCUGCGAAGGUGAAGAGCAACCAGGAGCUGAAGGUCGACGACGAGACACAGGAAGUCCUGGAGAACCUCAAAGACCGCUGGUACCAGGCGGAUAACCCUCCGUCAGACCUGCUGCUGACCGAGGACGAGUUCCUGUCCUUCCUGCACCCUGAGCACAGCCGUGGCAUGCUCAAGUUCAUGGUCAAGGAGAUCGUCCGGGACCUGGACCAGGACGGCGACAAGCAGCUCUCGCUGCCCGAGUUCAUCUCCCUGCCUGUGGGCACCGUGGAGAACCAGCGGGGCCAGGACAUGGAUGACAGCUGGGUGAGAGACAGGAGAAAGGAGUUUGAGGAGCUGAUUGACGCCAACCAUGAUGGAGUCGUGACCAUGGCAGAGCUGGAGGAGUACAUGGAUCCCAUGAACGAGUUCAACGCCCUCAACGAGGCGAAGCAGAUGAUCGCCAUUGCAGACGAGAACCAGAACCACCACCUGGAGCCCGAGGAGGUGCUCAAGUACAGCGAGUUCUUCACGGGCAGCAAGCUCAUGGACUACGCCCGCAACGUGCACGAGGAGUUCUGAGUCCUGCGCGCCGUGUGUCGUGUGCCUGAUGCAGCAUUCGCCGUGUGCAGGAGUCCCGCGUAGUCGCUGCAUCUCGCUUCUGAGAACUCGAGCCUCGGGGGGGCCUGACCACAUCGGGGCCUGUGGGCUCGCUGCCGUGGGAAACAGCACGGCUCCCGGCCUCCUUGAGGCUGCGAGGCUGAGGGGGUGACUGUGCUGUUGGAAUCCAGUGUGGCGGCGGGCGGCGGCCGAGAGCUGCUGUCACCGUUCAGUCUCCAGGAAAACACACCUGUGGCAAGGAUCACUCUAACUUACUUCGCAGUGUAGCCCCUCUUUCUCCCAGCUUUAUCUUUUUGGUGGACAAAAACACAUAAACGGUAAUUUCGAACAUU